Messenger RNA from Colletotrichum orchidophilum, 363 nucleotides. RefSeq lists its product as uncharacterized. Lineage: Eukaryota; Fungi; Ascomycota; Sordariomycetes; Glomerellales; Glomerellaceae. Bases 1 to 363 code for a protein of 120 amino acids. The transcript has a single exon. The record is from RefSeq and is a predicted model, not a curated record.
AUGCAAAUCGCCUGCAACAGCGUCGACCGCUUGCAUAUCCACUUAGCCAGAAGCUUCAGUUUCUUCAGCCCAAAGACGGCGUAUGACUUCGACAGCGUCUCGCUCGCCUCGUCGCUGAGAAUCACCCGCCCCUCGCGCUUCAGCGUGCGCACCGCUCGCCGGGCGUCCAGUCAUUGCAAAUGUCCACGCCGGGGCCAUUAUGUAUGGCCGCGAAGAUCGCGCGCGUCGACUUCGGCGUCGCCCGUCAUCACCGCCGUCUCGAGGUGCGGAUUGUCGCCGAGCUUGGCGCGCAUCCCUGCGAGCCAAGGCGAUGACGUUGGCGCCGACAGUGUCAACGGCCGGGCAGCCAAAUUAGCCGCCUGA